AUGCGGUUUCUCCAAGUCCUCCUGGGCGCAAUCGCCAUCGGCUCGGCCGUCGCUGCACCGACCAGCGGCGACGCACCGGUUGAAAAGCGCAAGAGCAAGUUCUUGUUCUCAGGCGUCAACGAGUCUGGGGCUGAGUUCGGCUCGGGCAACCUGCCUGGCCAGCUCAACAAGGACUAUACAUGGCCUGUCCACUCGACCAUUGAUACUUUGACCGCCAAGGGCUUCAACAUUUUUCGAGUGCCAAUUCUCAUGGAGCGGAUUAUUCCAAGCAAAUUGACGGGUAGCAUCAACGAGACAUACUACAGCGGCUUGAACGAUAUCGUCAGUUAUAUCACAAGCAAGGGCGCAUACGCCAUUAUCGAUUCGCAGAACUUCGGUCGCUAUUACGGAAACGUAAUCACUGAUACAAGCGGUUUUGGAACGUACUGGAAGACCAUUGCUGCCCGAUUCGCGAGCAACAGCAAAGUUAUCUUCGAUACAAAUAACGAGUACCACGACAUGGACAACACCUUGGUCGCAAACCUUAACCAAGCUGCCAUCAACGGCAUUCGUGCAGCUGGGGCCACGAGUCAAUAUAUUUUUGUGGAGGGCAAUUCCUACACUGGUGCUUGGACCUGGGUCUCCUCCGGGACUGGAGCAGCUCUUGCCUCCCUCACCGAUCCAUCCAACAAGAUAAUCUACGAAAUGCACCAGUACCUCGACAGCGAUGGCUCCGGCACAAACGCAAACUGCGUAUCUUCAACUAUCGGGAGUGAGCGCAUUCAAGCGGCAACCCAAUGGCUGAAGCAAAACGGCAAGAAGGGAAUUCUCGGCGAGACUGCUGGGGGUGCCAACAGCCAGUGCAUUCAAGCCCUGACAGGGAUGUUGCAGUACAUGGAGGACAACACCGAUGUUUGGCAGGGCUGGCUGUGGUGGGGAGGUGGCCCUUGGUGGGGUUCCUACAUGUUCUCCAUGGAACCGCCAAGUGGUACUGCGUAUACGGGGGUUCUGCCGAGUAUUUCGCAGUUUAUUUAG
Diaporthe amygdali is the source of this 1014-nucleotide messenger RNA. Its product is annotated as endoglucanase 3 precursor. Gene Ontology annotation, biological process: glucan catabolic process. Bases 1 to 1014 code for a protein of 337 amino acids. Gene Ontology annotation, molecular function: hydrolase activity, hydrolyzing O-glycosyl compounds. The transcript has 5 exons. Lineage: Eukaryota; Fungi; Ascomycota; Sordariomycetes; Diaporthales; Diaporthaceae. The record is from RefSeq and is a predicted model, not a curated record.